GCUGGCUUCCCAAGCGGUCAGUCAUGAAUAAAGCGGCUGCUUAUUACGACCGUAACAUCCACACUGGAGUCCUUAAAUCGGUUUAUUCUUGUUUUUUUGCAACCUGCUGACGCUGUAAAGGACGCAUUUUUAUCUGUGUGACGUUGGAUAGUAAGACCUGAAGAUUUGCUAAACUGGAUGGGAAUGUAGAGCAGCACCAUUGUUUUAAUCAGCCCGUGAAGUUGGACCCAGCCUGAAAAGAAACCAAAAUUGAACACUCAUCAGAUUUUGUGGGAUCUAUUACAAUACUGUCAACGACUGAUGGUCAGAUUUCGGAAAUAACUGUCAUAUUAGUAUUUUUUCUCAUUUUAAAUAUUUUAAGGUCGUUCACAUUUACAUGUGUGUUUUUCCUUCUUGACCUGGUUUGUUUGCCAUUUUGUGCAUGUAAAAGUGCUGCAUUGACAGAUUAGCAUUUACGAGCAGUUCAGUAUUAGCCUAACAAUCCUGUGCAAUGCAAAUAACGUAUUGUUAUAAAUAAGAAUCGUUUCAUAUAUUAGAUGAUCACAAGAUAACAGACUAUCUAUUUCUCCAGUGAGGAUUUUUAACCAGCAGUCAGAUCUUUAGUGUAAAACUAUUUUUCUAAAAUGCAACCCGAGUGAAAUGUGGUAGUUAGACUGUCACAGCUUGGCAUGAAUUAUUUAGACCCUGUUUACUAGUUAUUCGGUUUCCUGAUUGACAGAAGUCUUGACAUUUGCAGUUUGACCCAGUGCGGAUGUGACCAGAAUCCAGAGGGGUUUGAGCUCUGCUCUAGACUCUGUUUUUGUACCAAUCUAAAGGUUUCAGCUGUCAAGACUUGCCCCCAAAUCUUUUUAGGCAAACAUGUCUUAUUUUUGCCGUUCAAAACGCAGAAAAACAGCAUAAUCUGGAGAAUGAUGCUGGUCAUUUUUGGACACGACACGCUUCAGAUAUCACAAAUUACAUCUGAGAUGCAUAUCUAGAUGAGUUUUAUUUGAUGGACUUCAAGGUGCCAGCCGCUUUAUAACAACUCUGUUCGUGGUUAUAUCGACAUACAUCAUGGGUGACACUAAUUUGAACGACUCUAACGUGAAGGUGGCUGUUCGGGUCCGACCUAUGAACCGUAGAGAAAAGGAUCUGAACACAAAAUGCGUUGUGGAAAUGGAGGGCAAUCAAACUUUUCUGUACCCGGCAAACCUGGGAAAAGAUUCCAGCAGGAGUCAGCCAAAGGUCUUCGCCUACGACUACUGUUUUUGGUCAAUGGAUGAGUCAGAAACGGAGAAGUUUGCUGGUCAAGAUGUAGUAUUUCAGUGCCUUGGGGAAAGUCUUUUGCACAAUGCCUUUCAGGGUUACAACGCUUGUAUUUUUGCAUAUGGACAAACUGGCUCAGGAAAGUCUUACACCAUGAUGGGUUCGGUGGACCAGCCCGGUUUGAUCCCACGACUCUGCAGUUCCCUGUUCGAGCGGAAGUGUCUCCACCAGCGAGAGGGGGAGAGCUUUACUGUCGAAGUCUCUUACAUGGAAAUCUACAAUGAGAAAGUUCGAGACCUGUUGGACCCCAAAGGGAGCCGACAGGCCUUGCGGGUGCGAGAACAUAAGGUUUUAGGGCCUUAUGUAGAUGGACUAUCCAGACUUGCAGUAGAAAGUUACAAGGACAUUGAGUCACUGAUGUCUGAGGGGAAUAAAUCCCGCACUGUGGCCGCCACCAAUAUGAAUGAGGAGAGCAGUCGCUCCCAUGCAGUUUUCAAUAUCAUCCUUACACACACACUAAAGGAUCUUCAGUCUGGGACGAGUGGGGAGAAGGUGAGCAAGUUGAGUUUGGUGGACCUGGCAGGAAGUGAGAGAGCUGCAAAGACGGGUGCUGCAGGCGAGCGGCUCAAGGAAGGCAGCAACAUCAACAAGUCUUUGACCACUCUGGGAUUGGUGAUCUCAGCCUUGGCAGACCAGGGCGCCGGAAAGAACAAGAACAAGUUUGUGCCCUACAGAGAUUCAGUGCUCACGUGGCUGCUCAAGGACAGCCUCGGCGGAAACAGCCGGACCGCUAUGGUUGCCACCGUGAGCCCUGCGGCGGAUAACUUCGAGGAGACCCUGUCCACGUUACGAUACGCUGACAGGGCGAAGAGCAUCGUCAACCACGCUGUCGUGAAUGAAGACCCCAAUGCGAGAAUUAUCCGAGAACUCCGAGAGGAGGUGGAGAAACUGCGGGAUCAGCUAACGCAGGCUGAGUCUAUGAAGGCACCGGAGCUGAAGGAGCGGUUGGAGGAAUCUGAAAAAUUGAUUCAGGAGAUGACGGUCACGUGGGAAGAGAAACUAAGAAAGACAGAAGAAAUUGCACAAGAGAGGCAAAAACAGCUGGAAAGCCUUGGCAUCUCUCUUCAGUCAUCUGGCAUCAGGGUUGGUGAAGACAAAUGCUUCCUGGUCAACCUCAAUGCUGACCCCGCCCUCAAUGAGCUAUUGGUCUAUUACCUCAAGGAACACACCAAGGUCGGAUCAGCAGACUCCCAGGACAUCCAACUGUGUGGGAUGGGCAUCCAAGCCGAGCACUGUGUCAUUAAUAUCACACCCGAGGGAGCUGUAUUUCUCAACCCGUACAGAAACUCAAGAACCUGUGUGAACGGAUCUCCAGUCACAAGCCGGCAACAGCUUCACCAUGGCGAUCGUAUUUUUUGGGGGAACAACCACUUUUUCAGGAUAAACUUACCGAAGCGACGCUCACGGGGUGAUGAGGAGGAGGGUGAGGGAAACAUGAAGAAUGGUAGCAGCAGUGAACAGCUGGAUGCAGAGGGAGACACGGCCAGCGAGGUGUCCAGCGAGGUCAGCUUCAGCUAUGAGUUUGCACAGACCGAGGUCAUGAUGAAGGCACUGGGCAGCAACGACCCCAUGCAGGCCGUUUUGCAGUCUCUGGAGCGACAGCACGAAGAGGAGAAGAAGACCGCUCUGGAGCGUCAGAGGCUCAUGUACGAGCAGGAGCUGCAGCAGCUGCGCAGACAGCUGACCCCGGACAGACAGAGCAUGCAGAUACCGCAGUCGCAGCCUCUGCAGCCACAGUACCGAAGUUUGGAAAGACUGAGCCAGGGAGGAAUGUCAUCAUCAGCCAGCGCCCAACAUCGCCUGCGUCAGUGGGGCGAGGAGAGGGAGUCGGUGCUGACCCGAAGUUUGAGGAAACUGAGGGAGCAAAUCGUCCGAGCUAAUCUGUUAGUGCAGGAGGCAAGUUUCAUCUCUGAAGAACUAGACAAAAAAACGGAGUACAGAGUCACACUACAGAUACCUGCCGCAAACCUCAACGCCAACAGGAAGAGAGAUGCUGUACUGAGUGAACCUGCUAUUCAAGUGAGGAGGAAAGGCAAGGUCAAGCAGAUCUGGGCCCUUGAGAAGAUGGAGAACCGGCUGGUGGACAUGCGAGAGCUUUACCAGGAGUGGAAGGACUUUGAUGAGGAUAAUCCUGUGAUGAGGUCAUACUUCAAAAGGGCCGACCCUUUCUUCGACGAACAGGUGAACCACAGUUUGAUCGGUGUGGCCAACGUCUUCCUCUCCUGCCUCUUCUACGAUGUCAAGCUACAAUACGCCGUCCCCAUCAUUAAUCAGAAAGGAGAGGUUGCCGGGCGACUGCACGUGGAGGUGAUGAGAGUGGGCGGAGGCUUUGAUGACAGCGUAGCUGGAGGAGAUGAAAGCGACGGAAGCCCAGACGGUGAAGUGCAGGAACGCAAGCUGGUCUGUAUGAUUAAGAUCCUGCAGGCUACAGGUCUCCCACAGUAUCUGUCCAAUUUUGUCUUCUGUCAGUAUUCAUUCUGGGACCAGGCAGAGCCCAUCAUUGUUGCUCCAGAAGUAGAUCCGUCUGCCUCUUUCUCCAGCAGUAAAGACCCUCACUGUAUGGUGGUGUUUGACAGCUGUAAGGAGCAUGCUAUAACCGUGACAGAAGAUUUUAUUGAGUAUCUGACAGAGGGUGCCGUUGGCAUUGAAGUGUUUGGACACAGACAGGCUGAUCCGGGCAGGAACCCAGCGCUGUGGGACCUGAGCAUCAUCCAGGCCAAGACACGCACGUUACGAGAUAGGUGGAGCGAGGUCACGCGCAAGUUGGAGAUGUGGGUACAGAUACUGGAGCUGAAUGAGAACGGGGAGUACAUGCCUGUGGAGGUGGUGCCAGCACGAGAUGUGCGGACAGGUGGCAUCUUCCAGCUCAAGCAGGGCCAGUCUCGGCGGGUACAGGUGGAGGUACGAUCCGUUCAGGACUCCGGCACAAUGCCUUUAAUAGCAGAGAUCAUUCUGGGGGUGUCGAUCGGAUGUGUGGAGAUCAGGCAGGCGGUGAUGACCAAAGCCAAUGAGACGCAAGAGGCCGAGGGUGAUGAAAUGGAUAGUUAUCAGGAGCGAGAUUUGGAGCGUCUGAGGCAUCAGUGGCUCACCGCUCUCACGAAGAGACAAGAAUAUCUGGACCAACAUCUACAGACGCUGGUCAGCAAAACAGAUAAAUCAGAGGAUGACGUGGAGCGAGAAGCCCAGCUGCUGGAAUGGCGUCUGACACUAACAGAGGAGAGAAAUGCGGUGAUGGUGCCCUCUGCUGGAAGUGGAAUACCGGGAGCUCCCGCUGAGUGGGUACCAGUACCUGGGAUGGAAACACACAUUCCAGUGCUCUUCCUCGAUCUGAGCGCCGAUGACUUCAGCUCUCAAGAAAACCUGGACGUUCCCGAGGCAGGCGGCUGGGAUGCUACUCUUAGCACAGAGGAUGAGGAUGAAUUUUUUGACCUUCAGAUCGUCAAACACUAUGAUGGAGAGGUGAAAGCAGAGGCGUCCUGGGACUCCACGGUUCACGACUGCCCGCAGCUGAGCCGAGGGGCCGCUCAGGAUCAGAGGGUUUACCUGAUCGUUCGCGCUGUGGUGCAGCUCAGCCACCCUGCAGAGAUGCAGUUAGUCCUGCGCAAACGCAUCUGCGUUAACCUUACUGGACGACAGGGUUUUGCUCAAAAUUUCCUGAGAAGAAUGUCCACCAGGAGCACCAUUCCUGGCUGUGGGGUGACCUUCGAGGUCGUCUCCAACAUUCCAGGGCAGGACAGUCAGUGCUCAGAAGAUCGGGAGAUGUUAGCCCGUGUGGCCGCUAGCGCAGAGAACCCCAAAUCAUCUGACAAUGUAGCCGCUAUAGAGAAGUAUUUGCGGAGCGUCUUGGCUGUGGAGAACAUUCUCACACUGGAUCGCUUGAGACAGGAAGUGGCAGUAAAGGAGCAUUUGGCAGGUAAAGCUAAAGGCAGCAGACGCAGUCUCAGCUCUCCCAGCGUGCACCGGUUAUCUGGAAGCAGACAGGAUCUGUCGCUCAACUCUGUGCUGGAUGACAACAAGAAUCAAUGGGAGAGUCAACAAGACAUCUUCAUGACAUCGUCGCAAUACAGUAAAACACUGCCACGGCAAUCUAGACCCCCUACACCCCCCAUGCCGAAUCAAGAAUCUGAGCAAGGGUUUUCAGGACUUGCUGCUUCUUAUAUCUCCCCAGUCAAAGCUCUGGUCCCUCAGAUGCCCAAACUCCUCAAAUCUCUAUUUCCAGCGCGAGAUGACAAGAAAGAUCUGAGACCCUCUCCUCACUCCCAACAGCAUACGCCUCGGAUAAUUAUGCAAACAGCCAACAGUCCGGAUGAAGGAAGAGUUCGAAUAGAGCCGGUUACAGUGAUAGGGAAGAGUACUCCUUCAGACAGACACCCAGACGGGCCAGACGCCCCUUCCUCCUCCUCGCAUGAUCUGCAUGACCUGCCCCUGAGUCCCAUCAGUGAGGCCUCCAGUGGCUAUUUCUCAACUAGCAUCUCCACCGCCACUCUUUCGGACGUCUCAGUAGCUUGCGGGGACCUCAUACCUACCCCCAAUACCCACGUCAGUCCUGUAGCGUCCAGACACGGAAGAGAAAACAGUGAUGACUGUCUAGUCAACCCUGUUAAUGCCUCUGUUGCUCCUGUAGAAGCUGGGCUAAAAUCAGACCCUGUGAACCUCAAAGACACGCAGGGAGCUUGCAGGAACGGCGUCACCACCUCUCAGCACGAAGCACAUGUUAGCGCCAACAUGGACAGCCCUUUUUCCCUCCAGAAGGUCAAAGCCAAUGAACUCAGGUCGUUUAGUAACAUCAUUGGACAGGACAAAGGAGACGAUGAUAGAAAAGCAACCACAACACAGCAAAGAAACAAAGUGGAGAAGCUAGAAAUAACAUUCGAUGAUGUGGAUAAGGCCGCAGAACCCAAGGAACUCGCUUGGCUCAAUGUGGGAGGGAGAGUAACUGUUGGAAGCAGCAAGUCUGGAACUGUCCGUUACGUCGGCCCGACACACUUUUCUGAAGGCAUCUGGGUCGGGGUGGAACUAGAUACUUCCUCGGGUAAAAAUGACGGUUCCGUUGAGGGUCACCAAUACUUCCGCUGCAACCCUGGUUACGGAGUGCUAGUGCGUCCAGAUCGGUUAAGUCAACGAGAACCGACUAAAAGGCAGGCAGAAAAUCGGCGAAGUGGGGACUUUUCUCAACCACUUAGGGGUGGAGCCAGCAGUGCCAUUCAGAAAGGAGAUCAUCGCAAAUCCUGGGCCAGCUAACUCGCCACCAGGAGUUCUUACAUUGAGCUCCCCCUCCCAAAUCUGAAUCUCUGCUUGGGCAGAUCCCGUUUCAGACGCCAAUUGUUGCACUGAGGUUGUACCGCAAUCUGUCACAUCCUGGAUGGCUUUACAUCAGGUGCUAUGCUAAUGUGUAGCAUGUGGGCGUCGUCUGAAUUGUCCAACAUCCCUGUUGAGUGUUUUGUGGGCUUUUUGAAUUGGCUGUAAAUGAGUUAAUGUAGCUUCUUGUUCUUUGGGGUCAACACAUCUUAUGGCCUGGUCCUGGUUCUGAACUGAUACUUCCCUGCUAGAAAUGGGUUUUUAGUUUCCGGAAUGUGCCUUUUAAGUCAUAUUUUGUCAUCCCCUUCCCAUUGCUCCUUUGUAACACUAGUUGGGACCUGAAAACGGUAAGAGAUUAUCUCAGGGAUUGGACGGUUAUUGGAUAUAUACGUGUUGGAUGACUAAGAUGUUUUUUAGCUCAAAGCCACUAUUAAGAGUGUGGGCAUGCAUUGCGCCCUUAAACAACGGGCGUCGCCUUGAGCAGGUAGAUGCAGGUAGAUGAUGUUUGUGUUGAUGAUGUAAAGUGCUACUGUUACAGUGAUCCGAGGACAAAAGAUUGAAUAUUUUAUUUGUCUAUCAGUAUUGUAGGGGGGGGGGACUGCCCACUAGAUCCUUUAUUGUACGAGAGGUUUGACUAAAUUGGCACAUUUAGGAUUGAUCGAUUUUAAGAUGGCCUGAAAUGCAUGUAUUUCAGAAGGGCUUACAUAAAACACUGAAAUACAAUCUGAUAAAUUGGGAAAGAGUUCAGUCAGCAUUUUAGCUGGAAUUGAGGUGUUGAAACUACUUUGAGGCUAAGUGAUUUUUUGUGGUGUUUCGCUCAGUUUGUUUGGCUUUUAAAGGUCCGUCUUUCAAAAAGAACAAUGUAGUAAAGCACAUUCCAGUUUUGAAUUGAGCUUGGCGUACGUAUUGGACCGAUGACUGGAAAACCUGCAUUUUAUUUAUUAAAAAGAUACGUUUUUUUCUUUUUUAGCUUAAUAAAAAAAGUGUUUCAAAAUAGGCACAUUUAUGUGGGUUUUAAUAAAGAGUGCUGUUGCAUAUCGUGCUCUGAAGUUCACAUUACGAUGGCGAGAAAAGACGUGUUAUUCCAUGCCUUUUAUAUUCUCUAUUUUCGUGGAAGUCAUCUUGUGAUUUCUGAAAUCUAAUGCAAUAUCAAAUUAUUAAAAUAUAUUUUAAUGGUUGUAGGUAUGUAUAUUGAUUUUAUAAAGUGUAAAAAAGUCCCAUGAAUGGAAAAUUAAUUUGCACAUUUGAUUUAUAGUAGAUAGCUUAUUGUGCCCAAAGGGUGCUUUUAGGUUUAUUGUAAAUUAACUUAAACUAACCAAUGAUCCACUGUACACUGCGUUUCACUGGAUUUGGUGCUCAAGUCAAAAGCAUUUCUAAAGUUCCUAGUGUCAUUUCUCAACAAUCAAGUUGCCUUUCAUUUGUGUAUGCCUCUAGUGUAACGUCUUGUUUGGUUGUAAAAAAAAAACGGUUGAGGUCGUCUUGUUUUUUUCCAUCUUGUGCCUCUUUCAUGGAGACAAGAAACGCACAAAUGCUGAUAGAACGACUUGACCAUUGCUGCUGUGUUUAGAGACCCCAGUUGCUUCAAUGUUGCAUCAAUGUUGAGUCGUCGUCUUUUUUAGAAAUCUGAGCUAGAUUUGUUUUCUUACAUUUCUAUAGUAUAGCAAUAAUGCUUGUACAACAUAAUUGUUUUUGUGUCACCAGAAAGAGGGAAUGAACUCAUUUGAGUCAAUGAGCUGAUCCUCUUUCAUGGCCCUACAUUUCAAUCAUAGAUACUGUACAAUACUACUUUUAUUUUGUAAUCAAGUGCAGUUUAUUAUUUGUCUUUACUAAUCAGUUUAUGGAUGAAACGAUUAAAUAUGUCCCACAUUCAGUCUGGUGAAGGUCACCUUCAGCUUUCUUUAGCGACACAUAUCCAGAGCCAUAUCCGAGCAACCACACAGUGGCCUUUUGAAGUAUGUUCAAUCCGUGACUCGCUGACCUAAUACAGGUGUGCAACAUAGUGCGCUCCUCCUGUUUGAAAUCCUUUCUAUCGAGGGCAGUGGAGGAAAGAGGCUUUGAAAGAAGCGAAGAGCCCCGCUGUUGCUGUUUACACAGAUGUCAGAUGAAGCUCUUGGCAGGAAGUUGCUGCUCUACUUUUCUGUUUCCUUUAUUUUCUUUCUGAGCAGUGGGUCUCCAUCUUUGUUUAGAUACUGCGUUGAGUAGCAAUGGUCUGUGCCUCAUCCCGGGGUUUUCUUCAUGAACGAUGUUCACGUGUUGGUAUGGAGAGUUUGGACUCCCAAGUGUGUGUUUUGUAUAUAGUCUCAUCUUGGGAGUUCAAUCGGGAGCACAAGGUUGGGUUUGAUUAAUUUAAUUAUCUGCAAUUUUAUGCUGAUAUCCAAAGAAUAAUCAUGUAUAAUUCAUUUAUAAUUUCUUUUAUAUUGACUGUACAAUAAUCUGGCUGUAAAGAAAAAAUAAAAGGUGAACUGAU
Molecule: messenger RNA, 9070 nt
Organism: Triplophysa rosa
Lineage: Eukaryota; Metazoa; Chordata; Actinopteri; Cypriniformes; Nemacheilidae
Gene: kif13ba
Product: kinesin family member 13Ba
Exons: 40
Coding region: 1054-6546 (1830 amino acids)
Biological process (GO): microtubule-based movement; regulation of protein localization
Cellular component (GO): adherens junction
Molecular function (GO): microtubule binding; microtubule motor activity; ATP binding
Source: RefSeq, a predicted model, not a curated record